CUGAUUGAGUACCGUGUUUUCAGGCGUACGAUCAAAGCGACGUUACUAUUGGUACCAUUACUUGGUGUAUCAAAUAUACCAUUAUUUUAUGAGCCAGCUGAGCCUAGUGCUGUUUACAUGUUGGGAUCGGCCAUUCUCCAACAUUCUCAGGGAAUUUUCAUCGCUGUACUGUAUUGUUUCCUAAAUGGUGAGAUCCAAAACGCUCUCAAAAGACAGUUGUCCAAAGUUCCUAUAGAAUUUUUCAAGCCGAGACAGCGAUUUGAAACUGAGCGAACGUACGUGCCAGAAACUCGUAACGUUACCAAACAUGGCGUACCUAUGGAAGAAUUGAAUGGUACGAAGAAAGCGCCACAAGAAACAACCCCACUCAAUCAGGCAGGUUAUUUUUAG
Cooperia oncophora is the source of this 390-nucleotide messenger RNA. Lineage: Eukaryota; Metazoa; Nematoda; Chromadorea; Rhabditida; Trichostrongylidae. The record is from the annotation of a GenBank genome assembly.